Messenger RNA from Scutellospora calospora, 273 nucleotides. Lineage: Eukaryota; Fungi; Glomeromycota; Glomeromycetes; Diversisporales; Gigasporaceae. The record is from the annotation of a GenBank genome assembly.
GUUCCUGAAAAUGACGAUGUUCAAGUCGUUGAACUCCAAGUUCCGUCUUCAACUGCCGAGUCCUCUGCACCACGCUCUCCAAGUCCUGCUUAUUCUACACACACUGUUAAUAACGAUGACAUAAUAGAAUCAGAACCCAUUCUUGAACAUUUAAAGGAUACUGAUUCAACAGAUAAUGAUGAACUUACAGAUAAUGGUAACACUAGAAUUCCUAUAUUGGGUUCGAUAAAGAGACAAGUAGCACCAGUAUCUCUGCCUAUUGUUACUGACGGA